Messenger RNA from Diaporthe batatas, 705 nucleotides. RefSeq lists its product as uncharacterized. The transcript has 3 exons. NCBI's taxonomy places the organism in Eukaryota, Fungi, Ascomycota, Sordariomycetes, Diaporthales, Diaporthaceae. Gene Ontology annotation, molecular function: oxidoreductase activity. Bases 1 to 705 code for a protein of 234 amino acids. The record is from RefSeq and is a predicted model, not a curated record.
AUGUUGAGAUCCACCAAAAAGCUGUUUCAGCCACGGAGACCCACCAUGACAGCCUUUAACGUCGACAUCGUGAGCGAUCCAAUCUGCCCGUUCUGUUACCUCGGCAGGAAGCGGCUGGAUCGCGCCAUUGACGUGUACAAGAAAACCGUCCCUGGCGCCUCGGAGGAUGUUUUCAACAUCACUUGGAAGCCCUUCUACCUGGACCCAACGCUGCCCAAGGGUAAAAGCAUGCCCGUCCAGGAGCGCAUGGCCCAAAAGUUCGGCGCUGAUAGGCUACCCAUGCUCACCGAGCGCAUGAGAAUGAUGGGCCAGUCGGAGGGGAUCUGCUUCUCGUUCCAGGGCAAGCUUGGCAACACCCGAGACGCCCACCGCCUGUCGCAGCUGGCCAGGACCAAGGGCUCUGACGUGCAGAGCCAGUUCAUGGCGGCGCUGAUGCACAGCUAUUUCGAGGACGGUGGCGACGUCACCAGCCAUGACACGCUCCUCGACGCCGCGGAAAAGGCCGGCGUCGACAGGGCUGAGGCCAAGGAGUGGCUCGACGAGGGCAAGGGCGGCCAGGAGGUCGACAAGGCGGUUGAGUGGGCCUAUGCCAAGGGGAUCCAAGGCGUGCCGCACUUUAUCAUCAAUGACCGGUUCGAGAUCGGUGGCGCGCAGGACGUCGAGGCGUUCCUCGGAGAGUUUGUUCGGGCCAAGUCGGCUGCGUAG